Cydia fagiglandana is the source of this 2149-nucleotide messenger RNA. It is a transcript of the gene Cdk4, whose product is annotated as cyclin-dependent kinase 6. The transcript has 7 exons. Gene Ontology annotation, cellular component: nucleus; cyclin-dependent protein kinase holoenzyme complex; cytoplasm. The record is from RefSeq and is a predicted model, not a curated record. Gene Ontology annotation, biological process: G1/S transition of mitotic cell cycle; regulation of G2/M transition of mitotic cell cycle; signal transduction. Lineage: Eukaryota; Metazoa; Arthropoda; Insecta; Lepidoptera; Tortricidae. Gene Ontology annotation, molecular function: ATP binding; cyclin-dependent protein serine/threonine kinase activity; cyclin binding. The coding region runs from base 208 to 1188 and encodes 326 amino acids.
CCGUUACCCCCACCUCACACAAAGCUUGCACUUGUAAAGUUCACACUGAAAUAAAACUAACUUUUAAACAAGUUUAAGGGCAAAAUAAAGAGCUUUGUCUGUGUGAAAACCUAUGUAAAUCCUUAAAACAGCCAUGAAGAGUGUGUAUAUGUGAUCUGUGAUAUAGUUAAGUGUUUUGUGAGUUAAAAUUAGUUCCAAACAACAAAAAUGUCGGACUCUUCUUCAGCUAGUGGUAGCUCAAAAUCAGCUCCUCUCGUCUCUAUAAGUGAAGUGAGUGGAUUAUUCGAAUCUGCGAAGAAAUAUGAAGAGCUGAACGUGAUUGGCACUGGUGCCUAUGGAACCGUGUACAAAGCCCGUGACCUGCUCAAAGGCGGGCAGAUAGUUGCGAUGAAGAAAGUAAAGGUGGCGCUGACCGAGGAUGGGAUCCCGCUGUCCACACUGCGGGAGAUAGCACUGCUGCAACAGCUAGGGGCUUAUAAACACCCCAACAUUGUCAGGUUGCUGGACGUGUGUCAUGGCGGUCACUCCAUGGAGCGGGAGCAGCUGGUGCUGUUCCUCGUCUUCGAGCAUGUGGAACAGGACCUGGACUCGUACCUCAAGCGGGCUCCGGGACCGUUGUCAGAAAAUAGGAUCCGGAGCAUGUCUUACGACAUCCUCUCCGGCGUGGACUUCCUCCACUCCCACCGCAUAGUCCACCGAGACCUGAAGCCACACAACCUUCUGGUCACAUCUGAAGGCCGCGUCAAACUUGCUGACUUCGGCCUCGCCAAGACUUACGAUACAGAUAUGAAGCUCACCAGUGUGGUGGUAACCCUGUGGUACCGGCCUCCCGAGGUCCUCCUCGGAGUAUCCUACAACACCGGCGUGGACGUGUGGUCGGCGGGCUGCGUACUCGCCCAGCUGCACUCCCGGGCCCCUCUGCUGCCCGGGGCGUCUGAUUCCGACCAGCUGCACUGCAUAUUCAGACUGAUCGGGCGACCGCCCAGAGAAGAGUGGCCGGAGAACGUGUCCAUCGUAGCGGACAGCUUCCCGGAGUACCCCCCACAGGACCUGGCUGACGUGCUGCCCAGGAUACACCCCCACGCACUGGACCUCAUACGGCGCAUGCUGGUAUUCGACCCGGCCAAGCGUCUGACGGCGCUCGACUGUCUGGAGCACCCCUACUUCACCGACGAGCCCCUCACGUAACGUCUACAAAACAAUAACAAUAGUGCAGUUACUAAAGCACGGACGGCAAGCACGAAGAAUAUCGCACAUUGAUCCGCCAUUUCCUAUACUUCGUUUUUUUUAGCAUUAGAAAUUAGGUAAACAAUCUUGAUGUGUCUUAAUUGAAAAACACAUUUUAAAAAUAAGUUACGGCAAAUAUGUAACAAUUAUGAAUCUAAUACGAUCAUUUAUAUUCUCCUGCUUUCAUAAGUAAUUCUAAUUGAUUUUUAAAAAGCGUUUUUCAACUAAAAGACAUGCCAAGAUCGCUUACCUUCUUUCAAGUUCUUUCUAAUGCUAAAAAAAACGAACUAUAGAGUCAGACCAAGAAAAGUCUGCAACGAUUUUGAUAGCACGCGCAGUGCCCGUGUUAUUAUUAACGUGUCUUCUAUGAAAUUAUGGCGUAUAAAUGAAAUAACACUUGCACUGCGUAUGCUAUCAAAAUUGUUACUUUCGUUCGUCUAACUCUAGUAACUAAAAGAGAAGUUACAAUUUUUCAAAUAAUAUUUGUGACGUCCCACAGGUAAAGAUACCUUAUGGCGUUUGGCGCUUACGCUAUUAUUGACGCCGCUCCAAUAUUAUUGCGGUGCUAUGCUACGUAGGCGCCAGCCCCCAUAAGGUACCUUUUGUCGUGGAACGUCACAUUUUUUAAACCCAGUCCUACGUUUUGAGAUGUUGUCAUUUGAGCUUUACUUUAAUAAAAUAGUUAUAAGAUUGUUAAGUUAAUGUUUUUUGAUGCAAAAUAAUGCAAUUUUGAUAAGUACAUAAUUUUAGGUUAGAAUUUUUAAUAACUACUAUUUUUAUUAAUAAGUAUUUUUGAUACAAUCGCAUUUUUUAAUGUUAAGUAUUAAUUAAUGAUAAUAAUAAUUAAUGAUCAACAUAAUUGUACAAGAAUAAAAUGUUCCUUUUCGAAUUGUCGCCAAAUAAAAUUAUUUUUGUAUUUCAA